AUGGAAAACAGGUAUUUUGAGAUAAGGUCGAAUAUCAAAUUUUUGGUAAAACUCAAAUGGAAAGGAACACAGAUCAUUGAGGCUUUGGAAAAAGUUUAUGGAACUCGUGCUCCAAAAAAGACUACAGUCUACAAGUGGAUUCAGCGAUUCAAAGAAGGAAGAGACGACUUUGAAGACUUUGAACACUCGGGAAGACCAGGAACCUCAAAAAAUGACGAAAACAUCGAGGCUGCUCGAAAUUUAAUUGAAGAAGAUUGGCGAAUAACUGUCAAUCAGAUAGCUAUGUCCCUAGAGAUUUCCUAUGGGUUGGCAAAUUCAAUUCUUCAUGAUAAUUUGGGACUGAGCAAGCUUUCAGCAUGA
Octopus sinensis (East Asian common octopus) is the source of this 360-nucleotide messenger RNA. RefSeq names its product protein GVQW3-like. The record is from RefSeq and is a predicted model, not a curated record. Bases 1 to 360 code for a protein of 119 amino acids. Lineage: Eukaryota; Metazoa; Mollusca; Cephalopoda; Octopoda; Octopodidae. The transcript has a single exon.